Messenger RNA from Exaiptasia diaphana, 5583 nucleotides. Its product is annotated as ankyrin-3. Gene Ontology annotation, biological process: protein localization to T-tubule; signal transduction; regulation of cardiac muscle contraction. NCBI's taxonomy places the organism in Eukaryota, Metazoa, Cnidaria, Anthozoa, Actiniaria, Aiptasiidae. Gene Ontology annotation, molecular function: protein binding. The transcript has 33 exons. The record is from RefSeq and is a predicted model, not a curated record. Gene Ontology annotation, cellular component: T-tubule. The coding region runs from base 173 to 5146 and encodes 1657 amino acids.
ACCUCGCCCUUUUCUGUACACUCUAACACGAGCGAAAAGAGGCUUCAAAAAACAUCAUUUGACGCUCUCUCUCCGUCUGUUUCUGCGGAUUGUAAUGCUGUAAUAGUGUCUGCAUUAAAGUAUCACUUGGUGGCACAGUUUUGGUCCUCUUUUGUCUUAUAUCGAAUACAGUAUGAAGGAGUCUAGUGGUUUGAAUCAGAUUGAUGUUGCCUUUUUACGAGCUGCAAGAGCUGGCAACCUUGAAAAAGUGAUCAAUUUUUUGAAUGAUGGGGGCGACAUUCAUACAUGCAAUGCUAAUGGCCUCAAUGCUUUGCACUUGUCUGCCAAGGAAGGUCACUUGGAAGUUAUGGCUGACUUAUUGAAAAGAGGAGCCAAUGUAAAUGCAACGACUAAGAAAGGAAAUACAGCACUUCACAUUGGAGCUCUGGCUGGACAAAGAGGAGCUGUUGAAGUGUUGCUGGAGAAUAAUGCAGCUGUGAAUGCUAAAGCUCAGAAUGGGUUCACACCACUGUACAUGGCUGCUCAAGAAGGUCAUAGUGAUGUAGUCAAGGUACUGCUUAAUAAUGAUGGUAACCAACAAGUAACCACAGAGGAUGGGUUUACACCAAUUGAUGUGGCUGUUCAACAGGGACAUGACAAAGUUGUAGCGAUUCUACUUCAUAGUGACUCCAAGAAAGGUUACAGAUCACUACAUGCUGCAGCAAGAAAAGACUUUGCUAAAGCUGCCAAGUUGCUGUUGCAAAAAGGACAUCCCCCAGAUGUUGAAGCACCGAAUGGAUUUACCCCUUUGCACAUUGCUGCUAAAUAUGGUAAUGCUAAUGUUGCUAACAUCUUGAUCCAAAAUGGUGCWUCUAUUGACUAUACAACCAAGAAUUACAUUAUUGCUCCACUGCAUGUCGCAGCCAAAUAUGGUCAUCUAAACAUUGUCACCUUGUUAGUGGAGAAAGGUGCUAAGGUUGACAUUCCAAACAAAGACAGUCUAACACCAAUGCACUGCGCAGCAAGAGAUGGACAUGAAAAAGUUGUUGAGUAUUUGAUACAGAAAGGAGCAUCAUUAACAUCACGGACCAAGCAUGGACUCACCCCUUUGCACAUGUCUUGUCAAGGCAAUCAUGUCAAAACAUCAGCAAUUUUGAUUGAUAGCAAAGCUCCUGUCAAUGCUGUAGCAACUAAUGGUUUGACUCCUCUCCAUAUUGCUGCACAUUAUGGGCAUGUUGAUAUUGCUGAGUUGUUAUUGGACAAAGGUGCAGAUACUGAUGCGAGAGCUAGGAAUGGCUUCACUCCAUUGCAUGUGGCAUGUAAAAAGAACAGAGAGCCAGUUAUUCAGUUGCUUCUGAAAUACAAUGCUAACGUUCACUCUGCUAAUGAAGGUGGUCAAACUCCUAUGCAUGUCGCUACCUACUACGGUAAUGUCACCUUGGUCUUGAUACUACUACAGCAUGGAGGAUCACCAGAUAUUACUAACGUAAGAGGAGAAACAGCUCUCCACAUUGCCUGCCGCAGGAAACAAAUUACUAUUGUUCGUUUGCUGUUGAGGAAUGGAGCAGCAGUAGAUGCAAAGACACAGGAUCGAGAAACGCCACUUCACAUUGCUAUACGAACAAAAAACCUUGAGAUGGCCAAUUUAUUGCUUGAUCAAGGAGCUUCACCUGAUUCAGUGGACAAGAACAAGUGUACACCUUUGCAUAUUGCAGCCCGAGAAGGUGAUGAGGAACUGGUAGCUACUUUACUUGAGCAUAAGGCAAAUGUCAAUCUCCUCUCUAAGAAAGGAUUCACUCCACUACAUGAAGCUGCUAGGCGUGGKCAUGUCCAUAUUGUGAACAUGCUACUCAAAUACUAUGAAACACCUGAUCCUGAAGGGAAACAUGGUCUAACUCCUCUACAUGUUGCUGUACACUAUGAUCAUGCAGACAUUGCUAUGAUUCUACUUGACAAUAAUGCUUCACCAUAUGCUAAGGCUAAGAAUGGGUUUACACCAUUACAUAUUGCAGCCAAGAAAAAUCAAAAAGAAAUUGCCACUACUUUGCUUGAACGUGGCGUUGAGCCAGACACUGUAACACAAACUGGAAUAAGCCCUCUUCAUCUUGCUGCAAAGGAAGGCAAUGUGGAAAUGUGUCAACUUCUUAUGGAUAAUGGUGCCUCGCCAGGAAUUACAACUAAUAAUGGACUAACUCCUCUUCACCUGACUGCACGUGAGAACAGAGUAGAGGUAGCCAAACUACUGCUGAGAUUCAAUGCACCCAUUAAUGCCCAGACAGUUAGUGGGUUUACACCAUUGCAUAUUGCUUGUGUGUAUGGUCACUGGGAGAUUGUAGAGCUGCUAYUAGACCAAGGAGCUGAUAUUGAAGCUGCAACAAAGAAUGGAUAUCAACCACUUCACCUUGCUGCUCAGUAUGGACAUAAGACAAUCAUUGAAAUACUUUUGCUGAGAAAUGCUCCACCAGAUGCCCUGACUAAUGAAGGCUAUUCAGCUCUGUACAUUGCCCAAACAGUGCAUCAUAAUACGAAUAUUGUGGAAAUACUGUCAAAGGUCACACAUAUCACACAAACUAUCAGAAUAACAAGGAAGCCUGGUGAAGAAGGAGAGGAAGAACCAGAGAUAACAUUCAGUGCAGAACCAGAAGAACUUGAAGUGGAAGAAAUGAUGGAUGAAGUGGAACAACACGAAGAUGAAGAAGAAGUAAAGGAAGAAGCUUAUGACCGGUUCAUGACUAUGGAAGACAUGGUAGAAGUUUCUGAAGAUUCUGAUAUUAAGGCAUCCGCCCAAAAGGCAGGACGAGACUCAGGCAUCUUUUCUACUCGAUAUUCUGGCUUCUUUCAAGAUGGCACACCAUUGACUGGUUCUCGUGCUUCUGAUCUGGAUCACAGUCGGUACUCUGACCUUAACUUAUCCACUAGUUUACAGGAGUCAUCUGAGGUGAUMACAGCAAUAGAAGGAGGCCUUGUUGAGUGUGAACUACCAUCAAGCCUGGCUGACAUGCAGGUGGACAAUGUGCCUUUGUAUGAACCUCCAGUCACUGGUGGUUUCUUGGUCAGUUUUAAUGUUGAUGCGCGAGGUGGUAAAAUGGAGAGUACRCAGACUGGUAUUAAAGUAGUGCUUCCUCCACGCUCUUGUCAAAUGCCUAAUAGAAUCACAUGUAGAUUGCUAAGAUUGAGUAAGCCUACACUUCUCCCUCCAAUCCACGAAGGAGAAGGACUGGCAUGCAGAGUACUUGACGUAGGACCCACUGGGACAAAGUUCCUACAGCCUAUCUACUUCCAAGUACCACAUUUUGCCUCAAUUAGAGAUGGUGAACGUGAACUUGUCGUCAUGAAGACUGAUGAUGGUGGAUGGAACUGGGAUGAAGUUAGCAUUGAAGAUAACAAGGAUAUGGAUGGAUAUCAAGAUGAAUCACAAGAAUCUAGCUUCUCUCUUAAGCGCUACACAAAAAUCACUACAAGAGAGCUCCCCGAGCGCUUUGCAGUUGUUUCUCGUCUCAAGAAAGAAAGUUUUUCUGUUGGUUCCCGUGGAGAAACCAUGCAGUCAGCAGUGUUAGGUAAAGUUAGGGUCACUAUACCUGAAGGGGCUGUCUCUUCUGGAACAAAAAUCUCUAUGCAGGUGCAACCCGUUGAUGAAAGUUUCAACAACCUUGAAGAGUGGGUGACUGUUAGCCCUGUAUUGACUUUGGAACCCAACAACAUCACGUUUAAUAAGCCAGUUACAGUAGCUAUACCAUGCCCUGUGUAUUCCGGUUCUUCAAACGUUGACUUUCAGCCAUCGUUACGUUUGUUGUGCUGCUUUCCUAAGGAUACGACUAAUGAACCCAAAACGCCCAGUUACCAGUGGCAAGACAUAACCGAUAGUACUCCACUAAAAGUUAUGGGGGAUAGUGCCACAUUUACCAUCAAUAGACCAGCAAGGUACUGGCUGAUUGAAACCAGGAACCCAGAUAAUGUCACUACUGAUGCACGGUUAAUUUACCGCAAGCUGUCGGCUGUACCAUACUUAGCUAAGUUCGUGGUUUUUGCUAAGCUGUCAGCCGAUGGAACAGAAGCGCGUCUACGAAUAUUUUGCAUCACUGACGACAAGGUCGACAAGACUCUGGAAGGACAAACAGGAUUUGUUGAAGUUGCAAGAAGCAGAGAUGUAGAGGUAUUUGAAGGUCGGCCAAUUCAUAUCCGUUGCCUUGGCAACAUGACUCCUGUCAAUCGAGAACCGAUGCAUUUGAAUUUCUUCGCUUUUCGAGAAAAUCGAUUGUCAGUAGCAGUACGCCCUACAGACCCAAGCCAAUCCAUGAACUGUAGAUUGGCAUUCCUUAAAGAACCAAAGAAAGACAGGCAAGGCAACAUUCAGACAAUCUGCAAUCUUAACAUCAACCUAUCUGAAAAGGACCUGAAGAGAGAUAUCGGUCUUAGAAAGCUCCCAGACUCCUUGCUGUCACUUGUAGCUCUGGAGACUGCAAAUGACUGGAGAAAUUUGGGUCAAGAGUUAGGAUUUACAGACGAUGAACUUCAGGAAAUAGCCAAUAAAAAGGAUGAAUCUCCUCAUGAGUGCGCAGAGGAAGUGCUCAUGACAUGGCGUGAUUCAAAAGAACCUGAGCCUGACAUGCCUAAACUAGAGACGGCUUUGAAAAACAUCAAUCGUGAGGACGUGGAUUUCAAGCGAUUAGCAUACAGCAGCUACUCCAAAGGACCCAUCACCAUCACUGAGACGACUAUUACUCGGACAAGCGAAGCCGUAGAGUCACCUCGCAGCGAGUCUUUGGUCGAACGAAUCUCAGAACCUCCUCGUAGCGAGUCACCUCCUCGYAGCGAGUCGCCUCCUCGUAGCGAAUCUCCUGUCGGAAGGAUUUCAGAAUAUCUUAGCAGUGAAACGGCCAAUUCUGAAAUGUUUGAUGAUUUGAAGUCUCCAACGACAGAAGUGUUCGUCGACGAACCUGAUUCCAGUGACACGUCCCAUCAUACGGAAGUACGUACAGUAACAGUAACCGAAACUAGUGAUGGCGACACGGUCACUAGAGUAGAGACGACAACCAUUCAGCACGAUGAAGAUGAAGAUGAAAAACAACGACGUAUUAAAGAAAUGUUUGCCAACGAUAAGGGGGUUUUAGAUUUCUUUAGUGCGGAUGACGAGCAAAAGCCCCCCACAGACGAAACAGAAAUUUAGUAUCAGUUUGAGAUWUGAGCAUGAUAGUGGACUUACAAGGAACAAUUCUAUUUAAAGUAAAAUGUGUGCGUUCAUGAGGUAAUAUAAAUUUCAUAACUUAGUUAGCAAGUCAUAGUUUUAUUAGGCAAAGCCGUAAUAUUUGAAUUUUCAUCUUACCAUAACUUAGACGAAUGUAUCGUAAUUUGUUGGUGCUCAUUGUUAAAGGCUUAUCUAAAGCUUAACCUAAUGGAAUGCCUAUUAAUUAAGUUAACUUUUUAAUGAUAGGUUCUUCAAAUUUUUGAAACUCGACAACAAUCAUGUAAUCUGAUCUGAUUGACCAGAUCUUUUAAGUCUUCUUAGAAAUUGUGGUAGUUAUUUGACAUUCCCUUUCGCAAGGAUGACAACGAGUUAUUGUAAAAUCAGUAUAUAGUGCGUAAUAAACUACUUACAACAUUGGG